UUUUUGUGUAUAAAUUUAGUUCUUUUGAACAUCCGUAUUCACAUGAAUCGAACUGUUUGUUACGUUACGGUUACUAGUUAAGCAGUGUGAGAAAUAUGGCGGAUACCGGUGUGGUGAAAACAGAUAUCCGCACUGCGAUAUGGAAUCCUAGAGGCUGGAAAAGUCUUUUGACAUUUUUUAUCCUAGCAUUAGCCUGGCUUGCCGGUUUCAGUUCCAGGCUUUUCUCAGUUAUUCGAUUCGAAAGUAUUAUACAUGAAUUCGAUCCCUGGUUUAAUUACCGGUCAACCCAUUACAUGGUCAGCAAUGGGUUCUACAAUUUUCUUAAUUGGUUUGAUGACCGAGCCUGGUAUCCUUUAGGCAGAAUAGUUGGUGGAACUGUCUACCCAGGACUUAUGGUAACAUCAGGAUCUAUACAUUGGAUUCUUCAUACUCUUAAUAUUCCAGUUCAUAUCCGGGAUAUCUGUGUAUUUUUAGCUCCUGUUUUCAGUGGUCUCACUGCUUUAGCUACAUAUUUCUUUACCAAGGAAAUAUGGAGUUCAGGAGCAGGUCUCUUUGCAGCAUGCUUCAUUGCAAUUGUACCAGGCUACAUCAGUAGGUCUGUUGCUGGUAGCUAUGAUAAUGAAGGCAUUGCCAUAUUUGCUUUGAUGUUCACCUAUUAUACUUGGAUAAAAGCAGUAAAGACAGGAACAGUAUUCUGGGGAGUAUGUACUGCAUUGUCCUACUUCUAUAUGGUAUCAGCUUGGGGUGGGUACGUUUUCAUCAUCAACUUAAUCCCACUUCAUGUCUUUGUGUUAUUGCUGAUGAAACGAUAUUCUAGGCGAAUUUAUAUUGCAUACACGACGUUCUACAUCGUUGGAUUGUUGUUGUCAAUGCAAAUCCCAUUCGUUGGAUUUCAACCUAUUCGUACCAGUGAACAUAUGGCUGCAGCAGGUGUAUUUGCACUACUGAAUGCUUAUGCUGCUCUGAGGUACAUCCAGUCUGUGCUCUCCAAAUCAGAAUUCCGCUACUUCUUCAUCAUUUCAAUCGUAGCUGCAGCUGGUUUGGUCUUUAUCACUGUUGUUGGCCUGACUUGGGCUGGUUUUAUUGCACCAUGGAGUGGAAGGUUCUAUUCUCUUUGGGAUACCGGUUAUGCUAAAAUCCACAUUCCUAUUAUAGCUUCAGUAUCAGAACAUCAACCUACAACUUGGGUUUCUUUUUUCUUUGAUCUUCACAUUUUGGUCUGUGCGUUCCCUGCUGGAGUUUGGUUCUGCAUACGUGAUGUCAAUGAUGAAAGAGUUUUUGUUGUGUUGUAUGCUAUAAGUGCAAGUUACUUUGCUGGUGUGAUGGUGCGACUGAUGUUGACUCUGACACCAAUAGUCUGUGUGUUAGCUGCUAUUGCCUUCUCCAAAACAUUUGAAGUGUAUUCUAAAGAUGACAGCCCAAAAACCAAACAGAAGAAUGAGUCUCAAGAAAACAGAAAUGACCGCCUCUAUGAUAAGGUUGGUAAAGCCAAGAAGAUAAAAGAUGACAAGCCCAAGGAACAAGAAAGCCUUGGCAUUAAUAUCAAAAGUAUCAUAAACAUUGCAGUUGUGAUGAUGUUAAUGCUUUUUGCUGUCCAUUGUACUUGGGUUACAAGUAGUGCGUACUCAAGUCCUAGUAUUGUACUCGCUUCAUUUAACCAUGAUGGGAGCCGCACUAUUUUAGAUGAUUUCCGUGAAGCUUAUUAUUGGCUACGUCAAAAUACACAUGAUAAAGCAAGAAUAAUGUCUUGGUGGGACUACGGUUAUCAGAUUGCUGGAAUGGGAAAUCGGACUACAUUAGUAGAUAAUAAUACUUGGAACAACAGCCAUAUAGCAUUGGUUGGCAAAGCUAUGUCAUCAAAUGAGACAGCAGCGUAUGACAUCAUGCGAUCUUUAGAUGUUAACUAUGUACUUGUGAUAUUCGGUGGUGUCAUAGGUUACUCUGGGGAUGACAUUAAUAAAUUUUUAUGGAUGGUGAGAAUUGCUGAAGGAGAACACCCAAAAGAUAUCAGAGAAUCUGAUUAUUUCACACCACAAGGAGAGUUUCGAGUUGAUGCAGCCGGCUCUUCAACACUUUUGAAUUGCUUAAUGUACAAGCUUUCAUAUUAUCGAUUUGGCCAACUCCAGCUUGAUUUCAGAAAUCCUCCUGGAUUUGAUCGGACUCGGGGAGUAGAAAUUGGAAACAAAGAUUUUGAUCUUAGUCAUCUUGAGGAAGCAUAUACUACUGAACAUUGGUUGGUCAGAAUUUACAAAGUAAGAGAUUUGGAAAAUCGCCAACGGAUUAAAGUUCGGCGGCCUGUGAAGAGACCUACCAAGCGAUACUCAACGAAAACUGCAAGAAGAAAACAAGGCCGAAUCAAGGACAAACCUAGAAUUAAGAAAGGAAUCAAAAAAGCAAGGAAAUUAAAAUAAAAGCUGUAGCUUAAAAGUAGUACAAAUUUGGCCAUUUGUAACAAUACCAUCCAGUUACUGGUAAUAUUCCAAGUCAAGGACAGGCUUUUUAGGCAUUGCUGAAACAGUGACUUUCAGCUUUUUCUCCCACAAAAACCAUCGUUUUUAUUUCCUUCUCAGUUCUUUCCCUUACACAUGAACACACUCACACACACACACACACAUCCACACCCACAUACCACACACACCUUUAUCAAGAGUUGAGUUGAGUCGGGAGUGGUUAUCGGGAAAGUUUGCAAUCUUGCAACUCUACACUUGGAAUUAAUCAAUCGUUUCAAACUCAAAUGCGUGAACAGGGAAUGAUAGUGUGAAUGUGAGUAAAGCUCAUUUAUAUGUACGCGUGUCUAUAAAUAGUAUUAUUGCACGUGUAUAUUCUCUGCGUAUGUAUGCGUGUGUGUGUGUAUAAUGCUCUUGUAUAUUUUACAUAUAUCUAUUAUGCACACUUGGGGGAGUAUGUGUGUAUGUCUGUGUGUGUUUGUAUCUAGAUGUUUUUUGUUAUUCAAUGGAAAAGAAUACAUCAGCAGCAAUCACAUUCUACCAUUCUUCUUUUGCUAAAUAACUGUCUGUUCCUUACAAUGUUUCUUUUUCUUAUUUUGAUAAGAAAAAUAAUAAAAGGGGCUAAAAAAAUACAAAGAUGUAAA
This is a messenger RNA of Octopus sinensis (East Asian common octopus), 3091 nucleotides long. Its product is annotated as dolichyl-diphosphooligosaccharide--protein glycosyltransferase subunit STT3B. Gene Ontology annotation, biological process: post-translational protein modification. Gene Ontology annotation, cellular component: membrane. NCBI's taxonomy places the organism in Eukaryota, Metazoa, Mollusca, Cephalopoda, Octopoda, Octopodidae. Bases 96 to 2411 code for a protein of 771 amino acids. The transcript is spliced from 17 exons. Gene Ontology annotation, molecular function: dolichyl-diphosphooligosaccharide-protein glycotransferase activity. The record is from RefSeq and is a predicted model, not a curated record.